AUGGAUGACAGCCAAUCACAGAGCAGACAGCACAAUGGCGCAGUUUCAGUCAAUGAGAAACGAGAAUGUGAGAAACCGUCUGAGAUUCUUCUGAGACAUGAAAACAAUCAAAGUCUCUUUGUGUCAGCUCGGUUGCCGCGGCAGCAGCAGUGCGAGGACGGAGCUCGUAUGAAGCGUCGCUGUGUUCCUCUGAGAGGAGACCACAACCUGCUGACCCCCGACACACACACACUGUCGGGGGUCAGGCUGCCUCCUGUCAUCCAGGUGAGGCUGGAGGACGUGGCCUCUCAUUCAGGACAUCUGAGUGACUUGUCCAGCAGCAGAUCGGCCGUGGGGUUGACAAGGCGACGCCCCGUGGCGUCUCCGACUCGUCGUCUGCGAUUCGAGGAUGAGACUGAGACGGAGGCGGAGUCUCGUUACCUGGAGAGACAGCGGCAGAGGAGAUGGGUGGGGCAGCGGGGGACAGGUAUCCUGGUCUCCAAACCAGACCCGAGUCUGUACAUCAGCAGCAGGGUGGAGGCGGGGCUACAAGGGGCGGAGCAUGAUGUUGACAGACAGCAGACAGGACGAACACCAGCAGGGGGGGUGGGGAUGGCUGGGCAGUGUGACUCCUGUGGGACAUUUUUAGGAGGAAGAGUCAACCUGAACCUACCUGAUGGUCGGGGGCGGAGCCUGUACCGCCCCCAAGUCAACCUUAGGACUGAGUCAAUCAGAGAGACCUACAUUGGCUCUGUCACACCUGGUGAGACCAGACCACCCAUUGGAGGGGGCGUGGCUGUGCGUGUCUCCAACAACCAGGUGAAGAGGAGUAUCGAUCAGGUGGAACUUAAUGGAAACCAAGUAACGCCCAUCACAGAUCUACCAAUCAAUCCCUAUGCCCCUGACCAGCUGACCACGCCCACUUUCAGAUGCCCCUCUCCCUCGUCUCCUCCUCUUGUGUCAUCAGCAAUGAUGUCACAGAGUUUCAGGCUCAAUGGCACAAAGGCAGGACAGGCUCUGAACCAGGACCAGGAGGAGCAGGGCGGACCUGCACAAGCCAAGCCCCACAAAGAACUCCAACCCGGGGCCGAGCUGAGGGCGAGGAACCCCUGUGUGGAGGAGGCAGGAGGUGUGGAGCUCAGGAUGAAGAACUCCUCCUCCUCCUCCUCCUCCUCCUCAGGGACGAGCACAGACUCAACAGCUGACAGCCGAGCCCCACCCAUCUCAGAGAGCAGCAGUGAUGGACAGGUUAAAGACCCAAUCAAAGCAGAGCUCCAAAGUGAUAACACUUCACUUCCUGAACACUUCAGCAGCAGAGACGAAUCCUCUCGACUCUCUCUGCGUCGUCUGUUCUCCACCGUCAGACUCAGCAGGACUCGAACCGGCAGUCUCGAUCGACUCAGCAAUAGGCCCCGCCCCUGCGCAUCUGACCCCGUCCCCUCCAGCCUGCUGAAAAAAUGUCCAUCAGUUCCGUCACUGAAUGAGGGGUCGCCCUUCUUGCAGUUGAGGAAAUUGUCGUCAGUGCAGAGUUUUGGGUCAGAACAGAAGAAGAAGAAAGAUCGUUCUGCUGACUACAGACCAGCUGCUGACAGGUUCCUGCAGCGAUGUUUGAGUGUCGAGGACGUUGGUAGUCCCUGUUCUUUACGUUCUGUCGGUCGAGUUCUUGAGGCUGGUUCUGAUGGAACAUUUCUGUUAGAACUGAGUCGACCGACAACCCGAACGUACGGAUUCGUUAUCAGCCGAGGGAGAGGACGACCCGACUCUGGUGUAUAUGUGGAGGACAUGGUGGACAGCAAUACUGAGAAGCUUUACGCAGGUCUGCUCUCGGUUGGAGAUGAGAUCCUUGAGGUGAAUGGGGAGAAAGUGGCCUGUCUCAGUCUGAACCAGGUGACCCAUCUGCUGACCCAGAACAUCUCUGCUACUGUCCGGGUCCUCCGACACCUGAGGACAGUUCCACGGUGACCAUAACUACACCAGACAAUAUCUACAACUUGAUCCACUGCACCUGGUUUCAUAACCAAACCACACCUGAGACAUUUGGUCCGACCAGAACUUCAGCUCCACAACAUUAUUAUCACCCGAUAACCCGUCAUUUUACACAGGAACUCAAAUUCUCCGCCUUCUGUUUUCACACACUUCUGGUCUAUGAGUAGAUCAGAUCUACAGGUAGAUCAGUCCAUCAGAGUUUGUAUUUAUAAAGUUUCUCAGAGCAACAAAUCAAAUCCUAAGUUCAGAUUCAGAUUCAGGUUCAGAGUUUGUCAAGUCUUAAACACAGUGUCCGGAUGAACAUCGACACUGGUUUGUUAGCUGUAAUCACUCCUGAUACUGGUCAUACUGGUUAUUAUGGGACCAGCUGAAAUGCAGGUUAAUCUGCUGACUUCACAUUAAAUUGUUUCUGUGCUGUCGUGGUUAAUAUAUAAAAUAAUGAUAAUUAUGUGCAGUUGCUUUGUCUGAGAUCAACUUCACAGUGUUCAAAGAAACCUCUGCAGUAUUUCUGUCUGUACAGUUUUCAUAUGUUUGUUUAUAUUUUCAGACAAAUUAAAGAAACAAUGAACCAACGCUUCAUGU
This is a messenger RNA of Seriola dumerili (greater amberjack), 2547 nucleotides long. RefSeq lists its product as uncharacterized. Bases 1 to 1941 code for a protein of 646 amino acids. Lineage: Eukaryota; Metazoa; Chordata; Actinopteri; Carangiformes; Carangidae. Gene Ontology annotation, cellular component: nucleus; apical plasma membrane; cell cortex. The transcript is spliced from 9 exons. The record is from RefSeq and is a predicted model, not a curated record. Gene Ontology annotation, biological process: centrosome cycle; establishment or maintenance of cell polarity; regulation of cellular localization. Gene Ontology annotation, molecular function: protein kinase C binding.